This is a messenger RNA of Micropterus dolomieu (smallmouth bass), 1203 nucleotides long. RefSeq lists its product as uncharacterized. The transcript is spliced from 4 exons. Bases 86 to 928 code for a protein of 280 amino acids. NCBI's taxonomy places the organism in Eukaryota, Metazoa, Chordata, Actinopteri, Centrarchiformes, Centrarchidae. The record is from RefSeq and is a predicted model, not a curated record.
CAGCAAGAAGACCUCAGAGAUUAAUUUUAAACAAGAAAGUUCAAGACUUUUUUAUACUAGUCCUGUAACCAAUUGUAGGCAAAAGAUGAUCGAUAGAGACGUUGCACUAGAAGCCUUGGGCACACUUUGCAAUGCCAGUGUAACUAGUACUGAAAGGGUCGGUGCAGGAGCAGCACAGGAUUACCUGUCCAUCAAGACUUUGAUCUCUACAGUCUUGGCAUCAGAGGAAACUUGCCAGGUGUCAAUAUCCAGCCAUGUCCACCUACAAACCGUCUUGCAAGGUUAUAAACAGGCUGCCCCAAACAACCAUGUGGACAUAAGUGGCGUAUUAUCAGGAGGAAGUCACUUCAUCGACGAGGAUGAAUUCUUUGACCCACAAUUCGACUAUGAUUUCACCAAUUUGAGAGACACCGAGACUUAUUACAGAGGUGGAGAGGUGUAUGAACGCCCAUGUGGUUGGCAGCGUUUUGCCCUCAAGGUCCAUGAUAAGUAUGGUGAAAAUACCUGGCUGGGAAACAGAUACCGCAGCACAGAGUCAGUGCCAGGAGAGUGGCCUGUGUCCUACCAUGGGACAUCCAAGGCAGGUGCUGAAGGCAUCAUCGCAGGAUUCUACAAGCCAGGCAAUGACAAGGGACGUCAGGUGUAUGGCAGGGGGAUUUAUUCUUCUCCAUACAUCUCUGAGGCGAUCCAAUACUCCAAAACAUUCACCUCCAAAAAGACGGGCAGGGCGUACAGAGUGAUUCUGCAGAAUCGUAUCAACCCCGAGUACAGGCAGAAACACAGGCAGAACGACGAUUACUGGCUGGUUUCCAUCCCGGAAGGGACAACAGCCAAAGAAGAGCAGAAGAUGGUAGAAAGGGCCAUCCGUCCUUAUGGCCUUUUGUUGAAAGACAUCUCAAACCCUGAGGAACUCUGCUCUAUUGUAUAAAGCCUACUAUUUAAAAGAAAAAGCACAGUGGUGAGUUUUUUUACUUGUUCCUUUGCAAACUCCAAAUUACUUUUCCUAAGCCUAACUCUGAUUUUGCUGUGAAGUAGGGUUACAGCAGUGUACCGGUUUUACAGUAUACCAUGGUAUAUUCAAAUUGAUCAUACUAUGAACAUUUGCUAGUUUAAUUUUUGAGCCAUGUUGAUGACAAUUACUAUACAUUCUAUAAUGUAAAAUGGGCAUAUCAUUUUCCAAAACAAUUAAAUUUUGAGUUUCAA